This is a messenger RNA of Leptonychotes weddellii (Weddell seal), 538 nucleotides long. Lineage: Eukaryota; Metazoa; Chordata; Mammalia; Carnivora; Phocidae. The record is from RefSeq and is a predicted model, not a curated record.
AGAUGAAGAUGAUAUGGAAAAAGAAUCAUGUCCUAUAGUAGGAGAAGGCGGUGACAGCGGUGGUCUUGUUCCUGGAAAAUCUCUUGUGUUUGCAACUAUGGAGCUGUUGAUGUUCAUUUUAGUACGGCAUAUGCCGCAUCUCAGUACCAAGAUGUCGGAUUCACCCAGUCACAUAGCCACCAGAACUCGACUGUCAGAAGAAAGUGCUCGUUUGGUGGCAGCCACAGUUACCAUACUCUCUGACUUACCAUCCCUUUGUUCGCCUGCUGGGUGUAUGACAAUCCUGCCCACGAUUCUGUUUUUAAUUGCAAGAGUAUUGAAAGACACAGCGAUAAAGUCUGCAGAUAAUCAGGUUCCUCCACCAGUCAGCGCAGCGCUUCAAGGGAUCAAAAGCAUCGUGACACUCUCAAUGGCCAAGACUGAGGACACUCAGAAACAGUGGACAGCUCUAAUUCGUAGCACUCUCGCAUGCAUCCUGGAAUAUUCUCAACCAGGUAACCUAAUCAGGGCUUCAAAUCCGUAAUCUGUUUGUCAAUAA